Molecule: messenger RNA, 10029 nt
Organism: Malurus melanocephalus (red-backed fairy wren)
Lineage: Eukaryota; Metazoa; Chordata; Aves; Passeriformes; Maluridae
Gene: FER
Product: FER tyrosine kinase
Exons: 19
Coding region: 197-2665 (822 amino acids)
Biological process (GO): chemotaxis; Fc-epsilon receptor signaling pathway; cell adhesion
Molecular function (GO): ATP binding; non-membrane spanning protein tyrosine kinase activity
Source: RefSeq, a predicted model, not a curated record
UAAAAAAAGUUUGAUAUGUUUUUCUUUCACAGAGUCCCCAGAAAAGAAAAAAAAAAGGAUAUUUCAGAAAGUGAAAAUCAGAGGAAGUAGAUGCUGUCAUAGGGAAACUAUACUAAAGGACAUUUUGGGAGGAAAACUUUUAAGAUGUGGUGAAGAGCCUGUAUUUUCCCCUGUCUGGUAUAUAGUGCCUUAAAAAAUGGGGUUUGGAGGCGACCUGAAAUAUUCUCAUGAUGCUUUAUUAAAACUGCAAGACUGGGAACUACGACUGCUGGAAACAGUGAAGAAAUUUAUGGUAAUGAGAGUAAAAAGUGAUAAGGAAUAUGCGUCCACUUUACAGAAUCUUUGUAACCAAGUGGAUAAAGAGAGCGCUUGUCAACUGGAUUAUAUCAGCAAUGUGUCCAAGUCUUGGUUGCUCGUGGUACAGCAAACAGAACAGCUGAGCAAAAUAAUGAAGACACAUGCAGAAGAUCUUAAUUCUGGCCCCUUGCAUAGGCUUACAAUGAUGAUCAAAGAUAAGCAGCAAGUUAAGAAGAGUUUUGUAGGUGUUCAUCAACAAAUUGAAGCAGAGAUGUACAAGGUCACAAAGACAGAACUAGAGAAACUAAAAUGUAGCUACAGGCAACUAAUAAAAGAAGUAAAUACUGCCAAAGAAAAGUAUAAAGAAGCUGUGGCUAAAGGGAAGGAGACAGAGAAAGCCAAAGAUCGAUGUGAAAAAGCCACUAUGAAACUUCAUAUGUUGCAUAACCAGUAUGUGUUGGCACUGAAAGGAGCGCAGUUACAUCAGCACCARUAUUAUGAUACUACACUUCCUCUGUUACUUGAUUCACUACAGAAGAUGCAAGAAGAAAUGAUUAAAGCUUUAAAAGGAAUCUUGGAUGAAUAUAGCGAGAUCACCAGUCUUGUAACAGAAGAGAUUGUGAAUGUCCAUAAAGAGAUCCAGAUCUCAGUGGAACAGAUAGACCCUAACUCUGAGUACAACGACUUCAUAGAUACUCACAGGUCAUCAGAAGUUGUUGAACAAGAAAUAGAGUUUGAUACAUCUUUAUUAGAAGAAAAUGAAAACCUGCAAGCUAAUGAGAUCAUGUGGAAUAAUUUAACAGCAGAAAGUUUGCAAGUCAUGUUAAAAACGGUAAUAGAAGAACUGAUGCAGACACAGCAAACCCUUUUGAGCAAAGAGGAACUUGUGUUGGAACUAGAGAAAAAAAUAGAAGAAUCCUCUAAGACAUGUGGAAAGAAAUCUGAUAUUGUACUCUUGCUGAGCCAAAAGCAAGCACUUGAAGAACUUAAGCAAACAGUCCAGCAAUUAAGAUGCUCCGAGGCAAAAUUUGCAGCCCAGAAAGAACUACUGGAACAAAAGGUUCAAGAGAAUGAUGGGAAAGAGCCACCACCUGUAGUGAAUUAUGAAGAAGAUGCCAGAUCAGUGACUUCUAUGGACAAGAAGGAUAAAGUCUCGAGAUUUGAUACUAUACGUCAUUCCAUAGCUGGAAUUAUAAGAUCUCCAAAAUCUAUGUUGGGAUCAUCAUCGUUCUUUGAUGUAAUCUCAACCACUGAGAAACCAUUGGCUGAGCAAGACUGGUAUCAUGGUGCAAUUCCGAGAAUUGAAGCCCAGGAGCUGUUAAAACAGCAAGGAGACUUCUUGGUGCGAGAGAGCCACGGGAAACCUGGUGAAUAUGUCCUUUCUGUGUUUUCAGAUGGACAACGGAGACACUUUAUCAUACAAUAUGCUGAUAAUCAGUAUCGUUUUGAAGGAACUGGGUUUCCUACUAUUCCUCAGCUCAUAGAACAUCAUUACACAACAAAGCAAGUUAUUACAAAGAAGUCAGGUGUUGUUCUGCUGAAUCCUGUUGUUAAGGAUAAGAAAUGGGUUCUCAAUCAUGAAGAUGUCACACUGGGGGAAUUACUAGGCAAAGGUAAUUUUGGUGAGGUGUAUAAAGGAACGUUAAAGGAUAAAACUCCCGUUGCUGUAAAAACUUGCAAAGAAGAUCUUCCUCAGGAACUGAAAAUAAAAUUUCUGUCAGAAGCCAGAAUACUCAAACAAUAUGAUCAUCCUAAUAUUGUAAAACUUAUAGGAGUUUGCACACAACGACAACCUAUUUAUAUUGUUAUGGAACUUGUUCCAGGAGGUGAUUUCCUGUCAUUUCUAAGAAAAAAGAAGGAUGAGCUGAAAACCAAACAGUUGGUGAGGUUUUCAUUAGAUGCUGCCUCUGGUAUGGCAUAUCUUGAAUCUAAAAAUUGCAUACAUAGAGACCUAGCUGCGAGGAACUGCUUGGUAGGUGAAAGCAACAUUUUGAAAAUAAGCGAUUUUGGGAUGUCCCGGCAAGAGGACGAUGGUGUGUAUUCAUCAUCAGGUCUAAAGCAGAUUCCCAUCAAGUGGACUGCUCCUGAAGCUCUCAACUAUGGGAGAUACACAUCUGAGAGUGAUGUAUGGAGCUUUGGAAUCCUUCUGUGGGAGACUUUCAGUUUGGGAGUGUGCCCAUACCCUGGAAUGACCAACCAACAAGCACGAGAGCAAGUUGAGAAAGGCUACCGAAUGUCUGCACCACAAAAAUGUCCAGAAGAAAUAUAUAAAAUAAUGCAGAGGUGCUGGGACUACAAGCCAGAAAACAGGCCAAAGUUCAGUGAGAUUCAGAAAGAGCUGUCUUCAAUCAAAAAGAAAGUGACAUAAUGAUGAAGAAGUGGCAAGCUCAAUGUCUGGGACUUUAUUUUCCAGUGAAGUAAUUUUUUUCCCUCAAACACUAUGCAUUUAUACAGCAUUAUUUGCAAUAGUCUUGUAGGAUUACUUUGAAAUUAACUGAUGUAUCAUCUUGAGUGGUGUCUACACCUGCAUUAAAGAUACAUACUGCAAAAUGCUAUAUAUCCAGGCACAGUAGUACUGUAAUUUAGAUUACAUGUACAUAGCAAAGCACAUACUAUAAAUUUAAGGGACUGUAGCUUCUGUCUGUUUUACAGGAAAUAACUGCUAGUGGCAUUUUUCAGAGGUGUUCUACUUUCAACUGUGCUCUCUGCUUUCCCUGUCCUUUAAGUCAACAUAAUAAUAUGGGAAUUAUCAUACAUGUUGGCCUUAAAACUGAAGACAGUUUUGACAAGUAUUUCAACUAGAAACUUUAUUGUUUUUUAAAGUCUCUAAAUGAUAUAUUUAAGUGAAGCAUGAAGGUCGCUUAGAUUCUGGGUGCAAACAUGCUUACUGAAUGCAGAAAUCCAGAAUUUUCUUUUGUAGUUGAAUUACUUGUUCAUGUAUUACCAUGCAAUAGAAAUACUUCUGACUUUUUAUGUGAUCUACUUAAAUCAUGCCGCCUUUUUCCUACAAUGCCAUCAGAAUUCAGUAAUGCUUCUUUUACAGUGACCUAUGUUUAUUUUAGAAAAAAAACCCAGUAUAAAGUCUUGACGUGCUAAGAAAUACUGCAAACCAUCUGCCUUCCAAAGAAUAUGUAAAAGUAGCAGGCAAAGAAAAAGAGGUUUAUUAAUAGUACCAGCAGAUAACAAAUAUCAUUGAUCUUAGAGGAGCUAAUGAAUGUGUUGCUAGAUUUGCUUUUGAUCCUGKUUUUUUUCCUUAAAUUGGUAAAAAUUCUCAGAAUGCAGCUGGAGCCUGCGAAAGUUUAUUCUAAACAAAAGAACAUUCCCUGCAUAGUGUCCAAAGGAAAAAUACUACUUCUGUAUGGCAUGAGGAAGUUAUUCAAACAACCAAAAAGCAAGAAGUAUGUUUAAAGCCUCUGACAGGGAACAGCAGAGUAGAAAUGCUAACCUUCUAUUUUUCUUACAWAAUUGCAAUCAAAUAUCAAAAGACUGGGGAUAAACAAGGUUUAAAUGCACCAAGAAUAUAAACCUUGUGUUUGUAUAUAUAUACAUAUAAAUAUAUAUUAAGAAAAAAAAAAGCCAGAAAGAAUAAAAACUUACUUGAUAGGGGAGGGAGGAAAGGCACCAUUUGUUUCUUUGAGUCUGGGUCCUCUUUGCAGCUGGAAUUGUUUUCUAGGGCUCUACGUGGAAAUAGGAACAAGUUACAGUGUCCCUGUCUGAGUUCCAGCAUUAAGGUGCUUCAAAUAUUCCUAUGAAUUUACUAAGAUGUUCAGAUCAAGGGAUACCAGUUGCUGCUAAUGCAAGUAAGAAACAGGGAUUGUAAGUAACACAGCAUCUGGAAUGUUAAUUAGCCUUAUAUUUUAGUGUUACAGUGGGGUUGAGAUGUAGUGAAGUCAGUGGCUACAUUAUGUUUUUAUUUCUUUUAGGGUGGCUUUUCUAUUGUCCACAUCUUCUUUUGCUCUCUAAAGUAUAUUUACAGUAGUGCUGAGUGGUGGUUUAGGGCAACGUGUGACCAAAAUAUGUGUAGUCUAGAAGAAUUUGUCUGUUACAUAGGAAUUAGUGUCCAACUGCAACAGUGAAUGAUUGUGUGGRAGCAUAUCACCUGUGUUUGGGGUGGAAAUGCCAGUAUCAGCUGUAAGGAGUGGUGAGUGCUUCUUGCAUUUUGUUAAGUGAUUUUUUUCUUGGAGAUAAGGAAGCAUAUAUAUAUAUAURUAUACACAUACCCAUGAAAAUGUAGUGCGUGGAAAACUUGGUGGCAUAAAUUAAAACUUCAUUAUAAGUGUACUGGAUAUAUUUACUUAGUUCUGUACUUCGAGUAGCCCAGAGAUAUUUUUCAAGAGCAAUAGGAAACAUUCUUGUUAGUUUGUAUGCUUCUAAGUAGUACACAGAGUCUGUGCCUUAAUUUGCUAACACACUAAUGCAAGUGCAAGUGUACUAAGACCUAAGGAAUGUUUCACAAUCAUUUGGGAAAAUCCGAGGUUCAUUCAGCUGUAUUUCCUUAUGUAUGCAUCCCUAAGGUCUGCAAGUGAGGAAACAGUGUCAGCCUUCAUAGCUUUUCUGUGGAAAAAAAAAAAAAUAUUCUUCUGUGAGAGAGAUGGACUGUUUCUUUGCCAUAUGCCCUUUUGACAGAAAAGAAAUACUGCUUUAUUCUGGUAAAAUGAAAURCUGUUCUAUUUCUCAUAAAUUAACCAGUCACCAUCCUGACUCUUGCAAAAAGACAAAAACCAUACUAAGAUUUUAUUCUGAAAUGGUUAACCUCCAUAGAUAUAUAUCACACUUCUGCUUAAAUUUGAAGUCUUUUUAGAACAGGGGAUUUCUACAGCUUUAGAAAUUUUUUUUUACUGCUCCUGAAGUAGGCAUCAGUUCAGUUCAAAACUGGUAACACUUUGGGAGAAUACCAGGAUGGCUUUAUAGGUAUWGAAUAAAUUUCAACACAGGUACAUGUCUCUUCAAUUAUUUAAACUUUUCAUAUCAUUAAUUUAACAGUUUGUGGCAGAACUUGUUUAUCAUGUCUCAGUUGAUUGUUGAAACUAUACAAUUUAGGAAGUGGAAUCCAUGCCUAUAGAUACUAUGGGCUUCUCAUAGUAGAAUCCACAACUAAGCCUGCCAURCCAUGAAAUUUAAAAGAUAGAUGUGGCAUUCCAGAAGCAAAGUUGCAAUAUCUUCUCUCCUUGGCCUUUUGAUGACUUAAUCUUGUCAGGUUAAUCUCACCCUGACCAUUUGGCUCAUGUACUGUGUCUGUCAUAGAGAACUUAAAAAGCAGUUAAUAUUCAGUCUCUUUUGCAAGUGUUGAUUUCAGGUUAGGUUCUUACACUGGCACUGUCAAACCCAGGGGGACCCUGAAGGAAUCCCGAAUUAUUUUACACUGUUAAUGAUAGGAAACUCUGAAUAUUGUUAUCCUCAGCUUGCAAUGUGAGAGGGAAUUCAACAGAUUACCUCUAAUUUUCAUGUUUUUUCUAGGAAUUACAUUCAUCAUUUUAAGAAAAUUGCUUUGAUGGCAAAAAGUGCAUCCUUAGUUUGUUUUUARUAGAAAAUAAGUGUAUAUUAGCUUCCAAAUCCAGUCAUCAGUGAAAUUAUAAGGUUUCCUAAGCCUCUUUAUUUUAUGGAAAGUAAAUUAGUGAAAAGUAACAAGUAUACAAGUUUUGCUUCAGCAAAAGGUGAUCUUGUAGCGUUAGCAUCCCACCAWGUCAUUAUCUUUGAAAUGUGCAUUUUCAUUACUUUCUUUGAAAACCAGUGAACUAGCUUUUCAUUUAACCCUUAUACUGCAUUUUUUCUUGACAAAAAUAUGCCUUUUUGCAGAGUUCCCAAAAACUUUUUUGGAAGUUGAUAUUGGGAAGUACAUCACCAGAAGGGCAUCAGUAAGAACUGCAGCGUGUAAAGCCCAUUCUUACUGACAGAAAGGCGAACUAGUCAGGGAAAUAGUAGGUUAUUCGUACUUAAGCAUUUUUUCAUCUUUUACUACCUAUUAUGCUUUCUUAAAUUCUACAAGCACAUCAUUAAAACUGCCGAUGAAGUUUCCCAUUUGUUAUCUCUUUACAAUUAUUUUGUUAACCUUUUUCCACCCAUAGUAAAGAUAUAGAGAAAGAAAAAGAAAACUCCACAUUUUUCUGAGGUUACGGAGUAACUAAGUCUCAGAAGCAUUUAAAAAUGUCUCCCCUCCCAUUUUCCCAGAUGUGCUGCUGCACAAAUAUUAACAGUAGUGAUUAAAUACUAGCCCUGUUUCCAGUAUUCUUGCUGUCAUACCCUGUAAACRUCAGUGCUACUCACAGACUUGAGAGAGUGAAAUAUUUUAAGACCUAAACUAGUGUAAAUAGUGUCAUCAAACAUUGUAUUUAAGAGCAGCAGUUGUGAAAAUAAUUGUCAUAAAUAAUAACUCGUUACGAAGAUCAAAUAAAGAGAAAGAAGCUGAGAGAGUCCACUUCUGUAACACAUGUCCCAUUUGAAGGCAGUAGAAAUAUUAGUUAUGCCAGUGCACUUGGAUUUGUAUCAUUUUUAUGGCUAAGCAUAAAAUAGAUUACUAUUAAAGAAGAGUUUGCCAGUUAAUUUUUCUUUUUCCCUAAAGCACAAAAGGACUUCAGAUACUGUUGGAAGCAUUCUUCUGAGGCAGGUCAGGGAAGAAUACCCUUACUACCAAGCAAGUUACACACUUUUUUCUUCUUUGAGUGGUUUUCAUGAAGUCCYUCACUUUCAGUAAUACAGGACUUCAAUUAGCAAUUAUAAAGUACAGGGCAAGUCCAGUAUUCCAAACAAYGAGUUUUUAAGAGAUCUGAUAAAUAUGAAAUAUAAUCUCUUUUAAAAAUGGAAUGUAUGUCCAGAAACAGAACAYAGGUGUUAACUUCAUUUUCAGGCAGUUGUAAAUAAUUGGCUGUUUCGGAGCACCAUUUUUUCUYAGGCAUCAUCAAGGCAGGACUUAAGGUAGAAUUUUCAGAUGGUUUAUUUAGGUUGUUUUUUUUGCAAGAUAAAAGGCUAAUUAGGUCACUAGCUACAAGCAUUGUUGUUUUGCAGCUGUUUGAUUUUGUGGCUGUGAGAGGGUAUUUCAUGUAGAGAUCUCAKAUACAUAUGCCUUCUCCAAAUGAAAAAGUGGAUAAAUAAAGCCCUCAAAUGUACCUGACUGAAGCCAUAAACUGAUAACAUAGAAGAGCCAUGAACUAGAUUCUUUCUUCCUCUAUCUCCCAGAAUGUAAGACUUUGUAAAUAAAACUCGAGUUAAUUGGUUUUGUGUUUAUAGAUAAAURUGGCCUCUGAACCAAUAUGAUAACCUAGGAUUCACAUUGAGCAGAGAAGCUCUUUUGGAAAAAUCGUGAAUUGCUACUAUUUGGAACUGUCAUCUAGUUUUAGAAAUACAAGUAUUUAUAAAUAAGUACUUAAAUUAAGUUUUGUGAUUACAGUAAGUGACCCAGCCAUUUAAACUCUUCAACAAUGUAAGGCAAAURGGGUUUUCAAGAGAAAAAUCAGAUCAGUGAGUCCUUCUAAUGUUGAAAGUAUGGGUCAGAACUUUGCAUUACUAAAAAAAAAAUACAGAGUACUGUCUUUUCAGUCAGCUGAGUCUUUCUCAACAUAUGAAGAAUUCCRUAAUUGUUAAGUGCAAGAAGUAAUAGAAGGUUCUUGCAUUACUGAUGUGUAAACUACUUGRCUCUGAGCUGUUGCCUCAGUUCAAAGACUCUUUCUACUUUUUAAAGAGGGCUGCAGUAAGCUUACACUUUAGCUGCACUCUCUGCUCUCUGCUUAUUAAGCUGUACAGUUGCAUCUCCCAAAUAUUUCCUAGUUCUGAAGGCUCCAUGUACCAUAGAUGGCACCCUUUCACUGGUGACAGAAAAGUCCAAAUAUACCCCUGCUUAUGUUUAACUCAGAAAUAUUGUGGUGCUGUUACACCUUGAUGCCCAGGUAAUGUGUUCGUAUGAAAACAGAAAAAAUCAAGGUGAAGCACAUUUUUCAAAUGACAUUUUUAAUUAAAUUUCAAACCCUUUCUCUAUCAUGACUUGUCCACAUCCUGAAAGAGAUCAGAGGAACAACAUUUUGACUGUCUAGUGUACAAUACAGAACUUCCUGCUCCACUUAGGGAGAAUUAUAAAAACAAAUGUGCUCCUUGACAUUUUGCUGUCAGGCCAGAUUGGAACACUGUCUUCAAAAUCAACAGCAAUGAUUUAACCCAAGCUUUGUUGUGAACUUCCUUGUUCUUAACAGACCUUUUCAGGUAGUAUUAAUUUUCAUUAUUGUCAUCCGUUUUGCUUUCUGAAAUUUGACUUCUCUGUGUCAUACAGCAUUUGCUUACAGUGGUAAUUAUACACAUCCCACUCACCACGAAGUGCUGAGACCUGCAAUUCCAGAAGAUUGGCAUUAUUGUUGUGUACAGGGACCUGAUCUUGCACUGSGUCUCAAUUGAUACAGCUUGACAUGUUUAUUUCCACUGUUAAUUGUACCAUUACCUGCAAAUCACGAGUUAACUUGUUUUUCCACCAAGCUUCCCACGUAAUUUUCACAAAAAUGCUGAAAACAUGUAACAGGGAAGAGCCCCAUGAUAAAGGCUCGUCACACAGAGCACAAAAGACAGGCAGAGUCCUACAAAGAAACACUGAGGAGUGAAAACCAACAUUAAACACCUGCCUUGUACCUCCUGUUAAAGGAUAGAAUAGUUAUAUAUGUGUUCAAAUGACUUCUGGGGAGGAAACGGGCUGGGGUUGUAGGACUGCUGUUUUUAAAAUUGCAUGUGUUGCUUUUCCUUUGUGUAACUCUUGGUAGCUGGAGAUGGUGCAGGGUGUUGCAAAGGAGGGAAAUUCAGAUCACUGACUUACCAUCACAAGCAAGAUUUUUGACACCAGUAGCCUUAGGUGGGCGCAGAUACUGUUUGCAGAUGUCUUUGGAUAUCUACUCAAUUCUCAAUUUUGUGCCAAAACAUGCACCAGCAAGUCUAAUGUCAGGUAAAGCACCUUUUAUGCUCUUUGUUGUUUAAAAAUAAUAUAUUUGUGAAAACAGAUUGAUAAUACAUAACACUGGAAAUGGGUGCUUCUUCCCUAAAGUACAUGUUAAAAAAAAGGAAAUAAAAGAAACAACAUUUGUGAGUUUAUCUGGCUUUUAAUCAAGUCUGAAAAUUGUAACUAUGUUAUGCUGUUGCCAGUUGUCGGUCCUUUAUAAUUUUAAAUAGAUCUGCAUUUUAACUUUAUUUAUUUGCCAAUUUUUAUAUACUUUACAGUAUAAAUAUCUAAAGUUACACUUUAGAUCUCAAGCUAACUUUUUAUUUUCCUAGGCUGUUAUAUAACAGAUUUUCAGUAUUCUUGUGAACUGCAGACCCUUUUCGAACAGUCCUUUGUCUUCUCCUUUGGACCAGUUACCACUAAUGCAUCUGCAGUCCCCUUUUUACUGUACUCCUCCAAUAAAUGUAAAAUAUUUGUAUCAAGCUGUCUCAUCUUAUUUAAUAUUUACAAGUUGUGUUUCUUCAUUUACUUCUGUAAUAAGUGGCAGACCAGCUCUAGUAACAUUGCUUUUGGAAAUAGACGCAAUUCAAAGUACUCUGCUUCACACAGUGAGGAAAAAACCCAAUUUUUUUUUUUUUUUCAGUUUCUGGAGAUAAUAUCUGUAUGAUUCUCACUCACAGUUUCAUAUUUACUUUGGUGUUCCAUUUGCAUAUCAGAAGAUACUGAAGCAAAGAGCAACCUAGGGGAAAGAAGGGAAAGGAAAUGUUGAAACAGGCUGAGAACUUUGUUAUAAGAACAUUAUUAUGCAUUAAAAUACAUAAACC